Messenger RNA from Tribolium madens (black flour beetle), 507 nucleotides. RefSeq lists its product as uncharacterized. NCBI's taxonomy places the organism in Eukaryota, Metazoa, Arthropoda, Insecta, Coleoptera, Tenebrionidae. Bases 45 to 467 code for a protein of 140 amino acids. The record is from RefSeq and is a predicted model, not a curated record. The transcript is spliced from 2 exons.
GUAAAAACAAGCGCAAAAAUGUCGUUCUCAAAUUAUUUGUCAUUAUGAACCCCAAAGAAAAAAAUCUAAUUUUGAAGAAAUGUGCAUCAACGAACGAAUUAGGGGUCCUCACUUCCGCUAAUCUAAAUUUACGUGAAGCAAAAUCCUAUGCAGGGGCAAUGGUCGACACAAAACUUUACGAUUCACUGCCAAAUCAACGAUAUCAGAAUACAAAAGAAAACUGUUGCGAAUUAUUUUGUAAGGAUUAUGACAUUCAAAGAAUGGACAAAAAUGCGAUUGCUACUAAAGACGUCGUAACGGAUGAAGUUUACUACAUAAAAGAAGAGUUUUUGAGCCUGAAAGGCAGAAAGUACACGGCGGACGACAUUGCGUGGACGUGGAAGAAAGACUGCAGAAUGUGGAUGUGGAAAAAUAAUGUUGAUUCCAAAAAGAACAGAUCUGUGGCAGAAAUGAGAAAAUCCACUUAAAACUACUUAUUUUAUUUAAUAACAAAUUUAGAAAAACUAC